Molecule: messenger RNA, 1239 nt
Organism: Labrus mixtus (cuckoo wrasse)
Lineage: Eukaryota; Metazoa; Chordata; Actinopteri; Labriformes; Labridae
Gene: ascl1b
Product: achaete-scute family bHLH transcription factor 1b
Exons: 1
Coding region: 196-810 (204 amino acids)
Biological process (GO): neuron differentiation; positive regulation of transcription by RNA polymerase II; sensory organ development
Cellular component (GO): RNA polymerase II transcription regulator complex
Molecular function (GO): DNA-binding transcription factor activity, RNA polymerase II-specific; RNA polymerase II transcription regulatory region sequence-specific DNA binding; protein dimerization activity
Source: RefSeq, a predicted model, not a curated record
UGCCAAAGUUUGGGUCAGAUCGGCUCGUGGAGUAAGCAGUCAAGAGAGAGACUUGGACUAGAGUUAGCCACACGGUCCCCACGCGAAGGACACGAGAGCUGUACACUGCCAACGCUUCCUACUUUUCUUCCUGUCCCACUGAUAGAGGCUGCAACAAUCCUCUGCAUCCAUCCCUCCUAAACAACUGUCAACAAGAUGGAAACUACAACCAUCACCACCACACAGACGGCAUUCACCUUUGGACUUACUGAAAGACGCGCCACCAUCAGCCUGCACGCGCCAGCUGAGGACUGCAGCGUCCCCGUUGUGCACUCUAACACCACCACUGAAGCCGACUUCCAAAGCAAAACCAAGGUGCUGAAGAGACAGCGCUCCAGCUCACCAGAACUCCUGCGCUGCAAGCGGAGACUGAGCUUCAACGGACUCGGCUACUCCAUCCCCCAGCAGCAGCCCGUGGCUGUGGCGCGGCGGAACGAAAGAGAGCGGAACCGUGUCAAGCAAGUCAACAUGGGUUUCCAAACGCUGCGUCAGCAUGUGCCAAACGGCGCCGCCAACAAGAAGAUGAGCAAGGUGGAGACCCUGAGGUCUGCGGUGGAGUACAUCAGGGCUUUACAGCAACUUUUAGACGAGCACGACGCAGUGUCGGCUGCUUUCCAGUGCGGGUUGCCUUCCCCGACACUUUCCAAUAGCUACUCCGCCGACCCUGAGUCGCCUCACUCCACUUACUCAUCAGACGAAGGUAGUUACGAACCUCUAAGCUCUGAGGAGCAAGAGCUGUUGGACUUUACAACCUGGUUCGACAGGUACUGAGGCGGACAACAUCCAGACCACACAGAAUCUGCUGUGCGUAAAAGCAUCUCUAAAAAAAUGCUGACAAAGACUUGCUGAAGGCGUCAGUGUUGCCCUCCGUGCUUGGAAGUGAUCUGUUGCCUCCCUCCCUCACCCGGGCUGCUUCUGCAGAAGCAAAGCAAUAGUGAGAAAGAGAGAGAGUGUGUGUCCUAGAGAGCGGUAGCCUCAUGUUGCAUGGAACAGGGUCACGAUGAGGCGUGGACAUAAAGGGCUGGUGAUGUUUUGGUUGAAUAAGUGCAAUUAAUACGUGACACAGCAGCAGACUCUGCAGAGGACUUGAAUGAUGAGAGUUUCAUCAGAGCAGGACUGCCCACCUCAGCUGCCACGUCUGCUGGAAGACACAACAAAGAUGAUGCGUCAACAGACUAUUUUGUUGUACAAGUUUCCCCU